AUGCAGAACGGCGCCAAAUACUCGGACAGUGAGAGCGAGCUGUCGGAGCCCGCAGAGCCUGCUGCUGUCGAAGCCUCGCCGUCACAUAUCGACAACGAGGAUGUCGACGAACGCAUGCCUGAUCAUGAUGAACCUAGCUCAGAUGAGCCUGAUGCUGAAGGUGAUGCCGACUAUGAGAUGGAUGGCCCCGUGCGGGUAAAUGGUACACAAGCGGAUGAGGAUCAUUCUUCCUCGGAUGAUUCCAUUAGACCCGCUAAGAGGAAGACGCACCCAGUGGAAGAAGAUGACUACAUUCGGAGUAACCCCGAAAUGUAUGGUCUGAGACGAAGUGGCAGAGCUCGACACAUUCAAAAUAUGGCAGAAUCCUCCGAUGAGCAUGAGUCGGACUCGGACGUUGUUGCUCCUCCCCGGAAGCGGGCGCGUCACAUUUCUCAACGCUCGUCAAAGCAGCCUACCCCUAUAGUCGAGUCUCCCACCGAUUCUGACGACGAUUCCGACGCUUACGGCGGUCGACGCGCAAAGUUGUCUAAGAAGCAGCGCAGGAGGUUAUUGCAGUCUGCCGAGAGCCUGACACCUCAACACGCUGAAAUCCGCUUCUCCACUCGUCGAGCUGCCAAAGUUUCUACGUACAACGAAGACGAUGAUGAUGACAUGUUCGAAGAGGACGAUCCCGAGACAAUGACACCCAACUACUGGGUGAACGGUCAAGAGGACAACUCACCCGCCAUUGACAUUGUCUUGAACCACCGUCUCAAGGCUGAUGUUACCACCCCGACGUAUUCGAAGGAUGAGUACGAGUAUCUCAUUAAAUGGCAGCAGAAAGCCUAUUACCAUGCUACAUGGGAGACGAUCGAGUCACUUGCUGGCGUCCGGAGCGUCCGGCGAUUGGAAAACUACAUCAAGAAGACCUUGAUUGAGGAUAUUCGCAUUCAAACCGACUCCAACAUCGCGCCGGAAGAUAAAGAAAAGUGGAUUCUGGAUCGUGAGCAAUACAUCGAUGCCCUCGAUGACUACAAGAAGGUCGAAAGGGUCAUUGGAGACCGUGAUGGUGAGGAAGGCACUGAAUACUACGUCAAGUGGAAAGGCCUCUUCUACGACCAAACCACCUGGGAGGCAUCAAGCCUGGUCAGCCAGAUUGCACAGAACGAGGUCGACAGAUAUAUCAACCGCAGACGAGAAGAAUUCAAGUCCAAUCCGACUGAGAGCAAUCCCUCGACUCGUUCAUCGUUUCAACCAGUCCGGGAACAGCCAUCUUACAUCAAGGGAGGUACACUUAGAGAUUUCCAGAUGACCGGCCUGAACUUCCUGGCGUACAAUUGGGUCAAAGGGAAGAAUGUCGUCCUCGCCGACGAGAUGGGUCUCGGCAAGACUGUCCAAACUGUUGCGUUCCUCAGUUGGCUCAGACACGAUCGCGACCAACAGGGCCCUUUCCUUGUCACUGUUCCCCUGUCAACUAUGCCGGCAUGGGCAGAAACUUUCGAUCUAUGGGCGCCAGAUGUCAACUACGUGGUCUACAACGGCAACCAGACGGCCCGGAAUAUCAUCAAAGAUUACGAGUUGCUACCAGAUGGAAACUUUCGCCAUCCACGCUUUCAUGUUCUUCUCACAACUUACGAGUAUGUAUUGCAAGAUGCGCCAUUCUUGAGUCAGAUUAAGUGGCAGUUUAUGGCAGUCGAUGAAGCCCACCGUCUUAAGAAUCGUGAUUCUCAGCUGUACGACCGAUUGCGAGAAUUCAAAGCUCCUGCUCGACUACUUAUCACCGGCACUCCUGUACAGAACAAUCUCGGAGAACUUUCUGCCUUGUUCGACUUCUUGAACCCUGGUGUUGUCAAUAUCGAUGAGAACAUGGACCUGACCAACGAGGAAGCAAGUGCUAAGAUAGCUAAGCUCACCGAGGACAUUAAGCCUUACAUGCUUCGAAGAACCAAGCAGAAAGUUGAGAAGGACCUGCCGCCAAAGACCGAGAAGAUCAUUCGUGUUGAACUGUCCGACAUCCAGCUUGAAUAUUAUAAAAAUAUUCUGACCAAGAACUAUGCCGCCCUCAACCAAGGUGCCAAAGGCCAGAAACAAUCUCUACUAAAUAUUAUGAUGGAGUUGAAGAAGGCCAGUAAUCAUCCAUUCAUGUUUCCCACUGCUGAGGAACGCCUUGUCCCAGAAGGCGCUCGCCGUGAGGAAGUGUUGCGUGCUCUUGUUACAAGCAGCGGCAAGAUGAUGCUUCUUGACCAACUUCUCACCAAGCUCAAACGUGACGGUCACCGUGUCUUGAUCUUCAGCCAAAUGGUCAGGAUGCUCGACAUCCUUGGGGACUAUAUGGAUUACCGUGGCCAUGCCUAUCAGCGUCUCGAUGGCACUAUCGCCGCUGCUCCUCGCCGCAUCGCCAUCGAUCAUUUUAAUGCCCCGGACAGCACCGAUUUCUGCUUCCUGCUCUCCACUCGAGCCGGUGGCCUUGGAAUCAAUCUCAUGACCGCCGACACGGUCAUCAUCUUCGACUCCGAUUGGAACCCGCAGGCAGAUCUGCAAGCAAUGGCUCGAGCUCACCGGAUUGGCCAAGUCAGGCCAGUAAGCGUGUACCGCCUGGUUUCCAAGGAGACCAUAGAAGAAGAAAUUCUCGAGCGUGCUAGAAACAAAUUGAUGCUUGAAUUCUUGACGAUACAACGUGGUGUUACCGACAAGGAGACGCAGGCCAGACGGAAUGCCUUUGUCGGGGAACCGGGCAGUUCUAGUGAGAUAUCAAGAAUUCUCAAGAAACGUGGUCAGAAGAUGUUUGAACAAACGGACAACCAGAAGAAGCUCGAGGAGUUGGAUCUGGACGCUGUGCUCAAUAACGCCGAAGACUACAAGGUUGAACAACCGGAUGGCACCGACGCCGACGGCGGAGAAGAGUUUCUUCGCAGCUUCGACUUCGUCGAUGUCAAGGUCGAUGAACUCUCUUGGGACGACAUCAUCCCCAAGGAGCAGUUGGAGGAAAUCAAGAAAGAGGAGCAGCGGAAGGCUGACGAAAAGUUUCUUGCGGAAGUCAUUGAGCAGAACAAACCUCGAAGUCGGAAUCACCAGGUGGAGGAUCGUGAGGCUCGCAAAGCUCGACGCCAGGAACAACGCCACAAAGAUAUUGAAUCGGAGAGUGAAUCCGACGAAGGUCCGAAGGCGGAUCCGGCACGUCCGUUGAGUGAGCGUGAAUAUCGAUAUCUCAUCAAAGGCCAUCUCCGCUAUGGCUCCAUCGAGGACCGUCAAGAAGAAUUUCUGACGGAAGCUCGUCUUCGAGGUAGAGACCUUUCCGUUGUCAAGGCUGCAAUGAAAGAAGUCUGGGACAAGUCGGAAGAGCUAUUCAGAGAAGAGCAGAGACGAAUGGCGGAGCUCGAACGGACAUCAAACCGGCCAAUCACCAAGAAGGACAAAAAAGCCGUCCUUUUCGAGUUACACGGAGUCAAACGAAUCAACGCUGAGACUAUUCUUGAACGGCCUGGAGAGAUGCGUCUCCUCCGAGAUGUCACGUCAAAGGAUGUAGACUUUAGAACGUUCCGUAUUCCAGAAGCGACCAAAGCCGCGGGAUACUCCUGUCCAUGGGGCGCGAGAGAAGAUGGCAUGCUGUGCGUGGGUAUCGCCCGACAUGGCUAUGGUGCCUGGGAAAAGAUCCGGGACGAUCCCGACCUUGGCUUGAAAGACAAGUUUUUCCUGGAAGAGCAUAGGGUUGACAAGAAAGCAGAACGCGAGAGGACGGAAGACAAAAACGCCAAAUCUCCCGGUGCAGUCCACCUUGUUCGACGCGCCGACUAUCUCAUUUCCGUUCUAAAGAGCAAGUAUGCAGAUGACCCAAUCGCCAGGCGAGCCGUUGAAAACCACCACCGCAACAACAAGAAGUACCACGCCGAGAAAUCUGCCGGGUCUCCCGCUUCGAUUGUACCUCGUAAAGGACAUCGCGACUCCGAGAAACCUCGACACAGAGCAGUCAGUCAGACUCAUCGCGAGGGCUCUGAAAGAUAUGGGACCCCGAAAUCAGAGGGUCGCCAUGGUCACGUCAAGCAUGAGAGUGAGAGCAGAGAACAUAAAGAGCGCCGACACCGUGAUGAACAUGCUCACAGCUCUCACCAUCGGCACGGCAGUGAUCACCGACGAGCUGAAAAUCCGGCCAACGCCGCUCCGACCGAAGUCGAUCCUCUCUUGGACAUGUUGUUCAAGCCUGUCAGGGAAAGCUUGAGGAAGAUCAAGGCUACAACAAAGAGCGCCAUACCGGAUGGACAAACCCGAGCAAACGAGUUGCGAGUCCUGCUCAAGCAGAUAGGAAAUUUUAUAACCGACCAAGUUGCCGAACUCGACGACAAUCAAGAAUCUGUGGAGAAGCGCUUCUGGGACUAUGCCGCUACAUAUUGGCCCAACAAGGGCAUUAAAGGCAAAGAGCUUCAAAACAUCCACGGCAAGAUCGUUGCAUCGGAUAAUAAGCUUGCAGGUGAAGGCUCGCCCAACGAUGAAUCCAGUAACGUCGACGGUCGGGCGACGAAUGGAAGCUAUCAGACUUCACCUCCGCGUUAG
Molecule: messenger RNA, 4527 nt
Organism: Fonsecaea multimorphosa CBS 102226
Lineage: Eukaryota; Fungi; Ascomycota; Eurotiomycetes; Chaetothyriales; Herpotrichiellaceae
Exons: 2
Coding region: 1-4527 (1508 amino acids)
Biological process (GO): regulation of transcription by RNA polymerase II; nucleosome organization
Cellular component (GO): chromatin; nucleus
Molecular function (GO): histone binding; ATP hydrolysis activity; chromatin binding
Source: RefSeq, a predicted model, not a curated record